AUGUUGUCUCUUGCUCAGGUAACUGCCUAUGCGGCUGUGAGUGCGCUGGCCUUGAUUGUGUUGAACAUCUUGCGCCAGCUGCUGCCCCACGACAAGACCAAACCUCCGGUUGUGUUCCACUGGUUGCCGUUUCUAGGAAAUACCAUCAGCUAUGGAACGCAACCGUACUCUUUCUUUCUGUCCUGUCAGCAAAAGUAUGGAGACAUCUUUACCUUUGUGCUGCUAGGCAAGAAGACAACCGUGUAUCUGGGAGUCCAAGGCAAUGACUUCAUCCUCAAUGGCAAGCUGAAAGACGUGAACGCCGAGGAAGUGUACAGUCCACUCACCACGCCGGUUUUCGGAUCCGACGUCGUGUACGACUGUCCCAAUUCCAAACUCAUGGAACAGAAGAAGUUUAUGAAAUUCGGGCUCACCCAGAAGGCGCUAGAGUCGCACGUCCACCUGAUCGAGAAGGAGGUUGUAGAUUACCUCAAGACAUCGCCAAAGCUGAAGGGUCCUUCCGGGACGGUUGAUAUCUCGGCAGCCAUGGCUGAGAUCACCAUCUUCACCGCGGCCAGUGCGCUACAAGGCCAGGAAGUGCGCCAGAAGCUCACAGCCGAGUUCGCUGAGCUGUAUCAUGAUCUCGAUAAAGGCUUCACCCCGAUCAACUUCAUGCUCCCUUGGGCUCCGUUGCCGCAGAAUCGGAAACGCGAUGCUGCCCACGCCCGCAUGCGUGAAAUCUACACGGAAAUCAUCAAUAACCGACGUCAGAACCCUGGACAGGAGAGCUCGGACAUGAUCGCAAACCUCAUGCAGUGCACUUACAAGGACGGACACCCGGUCCCAGACAAGGAAAUUGCCCAUAUGAUGAUCACGUUGCUCAUGGCCGGCCAGCAUUCCUCAUCGUCCAUCAGCUCAUGGAUUAUGCUGCGAUUGGCUUCGGAACCCGACGUUCUCGAGGAACUGUAUCAGGAGCAAAUCACCAACAUCGGGAACGGCUCGACCGACUUGCCCCCGCUCGAGUUCGAGCACCUCGAAAAGCUGCCUCUCCAUCAAAGCGUUAUUCGAGAAACCUUGCGCAUGAACUCCUCCAUCCAUUCCAUCAUGCGCCAGGUCAAGAACCCCCUUCCCGUCCCGGGCACUGCGUAUGUUAUUCCCACCGACCACGUGCUGCUUGCAUCUCCCAUCAUGACAGCCAUGAGUGAUGAGCACUUCCCCAACGCAAACAAGUGGGACCCGCACCGAUGGGAAAGCCACCAGGACAAGGAAGAAGAUGGCGGAGAGAUGGUCGACUACGGCUACGGCAGGGUCUCCAAGGGGACGGCGAGUCCGUAUCUGCCGUUCGGCGCAGGGCGCCACCGCUGCAUCGGUGAGAAGUUCGCGUAUCUCAAUCUAGCAGUUAUCAUUGCAACGAUUGUGCGGAACCUGAAGCUGUAUAAUGUGGAUGGUCGGAAAGGAAUCCCCGACACCGACUACACGUCGCUCUUUUCCGGGCCUGUGAAGGGCGUCAAGAUCGGAUGGGAGCGGCGCUUCCCUUAG
This is a messenger RNA of Aspergillus steynii IBT 23096, 1518 nucleotides long. Its product is annotated as cytochrome P450. Bases 1 to 1518 code for a protein of 505 amino acids. The transcript is spliced from 2 exons. Gene Ontology annotation, molecular function: oxidoreductase activity, acting on paired donors, with incorporation or reduction of molecular oxygen; monooxygenase activity; heme binding. NCBI's taxonomy places the organism in Eukaryota, Fungi, Ascomycota, Eurotiomycetes, Eurotiales, Aspergillaceae. The record is from RefSeq and is a predicted model, not a curated record. Gene Ontology annotation, biological process: ergosterol biosynthetic process.